Messenger RNA from Colletotrichum truncatum, 2298 nucleotides. Its product is annotated as beta-glucosidase M. The record is from RefSeq and is a predicted model, not a curated record. NCBI's taxonomy places the organism in Eukaryota, Fungi, Ascomycota, Sordariomycetes, Glomerellales, Glomerellaceae. Gene Ontology annotation, molecular function: beta-glucosidase activity. Gene Ontology annotation, biological process: glucan catabolic process.
AUGAAGACAGGCGCACUCCUUGCGGCUGCCCUCAACGGCGUCGUGGUGGUUGCACAGAGCAAUAGUUCCAAUCCAUCAGAGGUUCCCUACUAUGGGCGAAGCCCACCGGUCUACCCUUCUCCAAUUGGCAACGGUAGUACAAAUGCUGGGUGGGCUGCCGCUUACAAACAUGCAAGAGCUUUGGUAUCCGAUUUAACGAUUGAAGAAAAAGCAAACAUCACACGAGGAUGGACUGGCACCUGCGUGGGUAACUCUGGCGAAGUUCAGCGAUCAGGGAUUCCAGCUCUUUGCUUUGCAGAUGCACCCGACGGCAUUCGUGGUCAAGAAUUUGUCUCCGCCUUUCCGGCUGGUAUCCAUGUUGCUGCAACCUUUGACAAAGCUCUCUUAUACAAGUACGGCAAGGCCCUCGGCGAUGAGUAUUACGGAAAGGGAAUCAACGUUGCGCUUGGCCCAGCCGCCGGACCUCUCGGUCGUGUCGCUCGUGGUGGCCGUAACUGGGAAGGUCUUUCAAAUGACCCAUACCUCGCCGGAAUUGGUAUGGGUGCCAUAACCCGAGGUAUCCAGAAUGCUGGAGUUAUUGCUACCGCAAAACAUUGGUUGCUGAACGAACAGGAGUAUCGUCGCCGAAUCUCAGACCUCGGUGAAGCCAUCAGCUCCAACGUCGACGACCGCGCUCUGCACGAGCUCUAUGUCUUCCCGUUUAUGAACUCUCUCAAGGAAGGAGCCGCGUCCGUUAUGUGCUCUUACCAACGAGCUAAUCACUCUUACGGUUGCCAGAACUCGAAACUUCUGAAUGGCAUCCUUAAAACUGAGCUUGGAUUUGAGGGCUUUGUUGUCAGUGACUGGCAAGGACAAAUGAGCGGUGUAGCCUCCGCCAAUGCUGGGCUCGAUCUCGUGAUGCCUGAUGCAGGGUUCUGGGGUGACAAGCUUGUUGAGGCUGUCAAGAACGGUUCCGUAACAGAGGAUCGACUAUCGGAUAUGGUCACCAGGAUCCUCGCCAGUUAUCACUUCCUCCGCCAGGAGCACGCUUUCCCUGAACCAGCAAUUCACUCAAAUCUACAGAAAGCCUACCCUGUCGAUGUCCAAGCCGACCACUCUCACCUGAUCCGACAAAUUGGCGCUGCUGGCACCGUUCUGGUUAAGAACGUCAAUGGCACUUUACCCUUCAACAACCCUAAAUUCUUGUCUAUUUAUGGCUAUGAUGCAACUGUCAAAGCUACCCCAUGGGAGAACCCUAGUCGUUAUGGAGGUGGCUAUGAAGUCAACUUCGGUUGGGAAACAUUCAAUGGCACUCUUAUUACUGGAGGUGGAUCGGGUGGCAGCACGCCUCCAUACGUGGUCUCGCCUUUCCAGGCCAUUCAAGAGCGCAUUUCCAAGAAUAGGGGUAUCCUGCGCUGGGACUUCUACUCCGAGAAUCCUUCCCCACCUUAUGUCAACUCGGAGGCCUGCCUUGUCUUCAUCAACGCUUAUGCCUCUGAAAGCUUCGACCGCCUGAGCUUGACGGACGAGUUCAGUGACAAUCUCGUCAAAAACGUCGCUGCCAACUGCUCCAACACCGUUGUUGUUAUUCAUUCUGCUGGAAUCCGUACCGUCGACGAGUGGAUCGAUCACCCCAACGUUACCGCCGUCCUUUUCGCUGGGCUGCCAGGUCAAGAGAGUGGCCACAGCCUUGUUGACGUUCUGUGGGGCGAUGUCAACCCCUCUGGAAAGCUUCCUUACACUGUCGCUAAGCUUGAGUCUGAUUACGGUGACCAUCUCAACUCAAGCGCGUCAGAUGACUUCUUUCCCGAUAGCAAUUUCACUGAGGGUCUAUACAUCGACUACCGCUACUUCGAUGCCCAAAACAUUACACCAAGAUACGAGUUCGGCUACGGCCUUUCGUACACCACUUUCGAAAUUGCAGAUCUCACUGCUGGUACAACAACUGCUGCUGACACCGCCGAGUUCCCUGACCCAAGUAUUCCAAUCGUCCAAGGAGGUCACCCGUCUCUUUGGGAAGUAAUUGCUGUUGCCAAGGUCUCAGUCACCAAUACCGGUGCUUUGGAGGGUGCUGAGGUCCCUCAGCUGUACGUUGGCAUCCCCGACGAAGGUACACCUGCCCGUCAACUUCGAGGCUUUUCACGCGUUCAGCUAUCCCCUGGCCAAAAGACCUCUACCGCUUUCGAGCUCACAAGGCGUGAUCUAAGUAUUUGGGAUGUUGAAGCUCAGCAAUGGCGUCUGCUGAGGGGUACCUACACUCUCUGGGCAGGAAAUUCCAGCAGAAACCUAUCUCUUCAAACCACUAUCGAGAUCAAAUAA